Molecule: messenger RNA, 972 nt
Organism: Closterium sp. NIES-65
Lineage: Eukaryota; Viridiplantae; Streptophyta; Zygnematophyceae; Desmidiales; Closteriaceae
Source: the annotation of a GenBank genome assembly
AUGAGAGCAUUGCCACUCCUCCCCCUCCUCCCGACCUCCUCUCUUCACUCCCCACCCUCCACAUUCCGCGCUCCCCUUUGCCAUCUUCCUCUCCAUCCGUGUCCCUCUAUCCGCCCUUCGUCUUUGUCCUCGUCCCUCCAUCUCUCUUUUAUCUGCACUCCUCUCUCUCUCCUUGCCCUCCUCUUCCCCAACCCCUCCUCUCCCCCUUCUCAUCCCCCCUCUCCCGUCGUCUUUUUCAUCGCCAUCCGUGUGUCAGUUCGAGGCAAUGAAACGCACUGGACCAUCCCACCUUUCUUAACUGACAAUUUCCCCUCCUCUUCCCUGCGUUUUGCCCCUCUUCCCUGUGUUUCACCCUUUUUCCCCUGCGUUUCCCCCUUCUCCCCCCUGCUUUUCUCCCCCCCGUCCGCCCCGCCCUUCGUUUCCCCCCUUCUCCUCCUCUUUCCUGCGUUUCCCCCCCUCUGCCCUGCGUUUCCUCCCCUCCCCCCUGCGUUUCCCCACCUUCUUCCCUUCCUUUCCCCCCUUCUUCCCUGCCUUUCCCCCGUCUUCCCUAAAUUUCCCCCCUCUCUCUCUUCCCCACUUUCCCUCUUCCCUUUCUUUCCCGUUUCCCUUUCCGCAUUCACUCCACCAUGCCUCCUUGCGCACUCCCGCUGUACCCACUCCUCCCUCCCCCACUUCCCCCUCACCCACUCUCCCUGCUCCCUCUCCCCGCUCUCCCUCUCCCCCAUCUCCCGCUUCCCCUCUUCCAGCCCCCCCUGCUCCCGCUUCCCUCGUUCCUGCUACCCUUCUCAAGCUCCCUCCCCGCCCACUCCCCUCCUGGUCCCCCGUCGCCCACUCACCCUACGCGCACGCCCCCUGGGAGUUCAAGGCAGUGGACCAUCCGCCCUUCUUCACGCAGGUCUGGACGUGAAGACCCGAGGCGAGGCAAGGCGCGCGGUGUGUUGUGGGGUGUGUGUAAGCUUGGUUGGGCUUUAA